Entelurus aequoreus (snake pipefish) is the source of this 3932-nucleotide messenger RNA. It is a transcript of the gene catip, whose product is annotated as ciliogenesis associated TTC17 interacting protein. Gene Ontology annotation, biological process: actin filament polymerization; cilium organization. Bases 137 to 1201 code for a protein of 354 amino acids. The record is from RefSeq and is a predicted model, not a curated record. The transcript is spliced from 9 exons. Lineage: Eukaryota; Metazoa; Chordata; Actinopteri; Syngnathiformes; Syngnathidae.
UGUGACGUCACCGACACAUUAAAAAGGACCCCGUCCCAAAGACUCCUCGCAUUUAAAUGGCGGACAGAAGUUGUUUGUCGUAACAAACGCCCUCUUUUUCACCCUCAGGGAGCGUUCGUUUUCGACACAGACUAGAAUGGCGGCGCUCCAAGGGGAGGAGAGAAGGGAGGAGACCGACAAGGACAAGCCGGGUCCGGAGGAGACGAGGGCCUCGGACGAAGCCAUCGCUUUCAUGUCCAGCAUUGAGCCCACGGAGCUGCCAAAGUGCGUGUUCGCGGACUCCCUGGUGACCGUGUCCGAAGGCGGUCGAGACUUGGGAAGGUUCUGCGUCUCGGUGGAGUUUGCCCGCAGAGCCCGGCGGCCGUGUAUGCUGUUGCACGCCCAGAGCCAGGGGGCCAUCGACGACUCCCCCUGCGGAACAACCGUGACAGCCUACCUCACUGCUGACCUGGAAGUGCUGGAGGAAGAUUACCACGAGUAUGUCAAGCUCGAGGGCCACAUUGUGGACAAACGCUGUCACAUGGUCCAACGAGGCGGGAAGACGAAGAUCAAUAAAGUCACCACUGUUGGAACGGAAGUGACAAAGGAGAGUGUUUCCUUUUCCACGUCGGCCUUGAGAGGGCUCGUAACCGAGGGUUCCAACUUCCUGCUCAUGCGUCUUAUUGCUUUGAGGAGGAAAGUACCGGAACACUUGGCCUUCAUCUGCUUUGACCAGAAAUUACGCAUCGUCCGCACCACCUUUAGAGAGCUGGAAGAGAAGCAGAUGCAGAUUGAGGAGGAAACUGUGGAGAUAUUCGGGGUGGAGCGGGUAAUUCAUUCUGUGGACGACACCCCUGUAACGUGGCAGUGCUGCUUUCUGCCCGAUGGGCAUCUUGCCAGCAGGGCGCAGGUGGGAUCUCCCGUCAUGAUGAGGCUGCUGCAGCUGCCGUCACAGACGGAAGAAGUGUUUGGGAAAACGCCCCUGGUUUGGGAGGAAGACAUACAGAUGCGCUCCAAGUUCUUGGACAGAAAGGAGGAGCUGAGGGCCGACCACGCUUCAUACCUGACAGAUCACCCGGAGAUCCGUGCCCUCAUAUCUGACUUCCUGCAGUUCCUGCUAUUGAAGAAACCCGACGACGUCUUCCAAUUCGCUCGAGAGUACUUUCUCCCCUUCGCCCCCCACUGUCCCGCAGACUCAAACCUUGACGACUCGUCACACUGAAAUACCCCCUUCUAAAAAUCACUUUUUAUAUAACCUACAGUCGCGAUUCACACAUUUAUCAGUAUUAAAGCUUGUUUUUCAGAUUAUGUUGGUGUACGUACAAUACGAAGGGGAUUCAUAUGGCCCCAUAUGUCACAAUUUACCCGACACAUGAAACGUGACGAAUUUGGAGCGUGCACUAUUCACUUGAGCUCCAGAUGGCAGAAGGGUGUUGACUUGCUUACAGUGUGUUUUGUGGCAAUUAUAACUUUGUCAACAGCGUCAGUCACUAUAUAGAGUGGCCCUUUCCUUCGUUUUCAGCAGACUGCAUUGCAAAAUCUUACACAUGAUCCACAGGAAUGGGGCCAAAUGAAUACCUUCGCUACUGUAUUCAAAUUAUGUUUUUUUAUGAAUAUUGAUUUAAGACUUGACUCACUAUAACGUAUUUUACCGGAAAUUACCUGCUGUUAACUUUAUUAUAGACCCUCAUUAAUUCCCAACAGUAUGCUACUUCAGGGACAUAUACAUAAAUUGGAAUCUGAAACUAAUUUUUUUCCCCCAUUUGUCCCGGAAUUUCUAAAUGUAUUUCUAAAACCUGGCACAAGAGGGCAACCUUUUAUAAAACAUUCUAAUUUUGACAAAAGCGUCAGUCGCUAUGUAGAGUGGCGCUUUCCUUCAUUUUCAGCGGACUGCAUUGCAAAAUCUUACACACGAUCCACAGGAAUUGGGCCAAAUGAAUGCCUUCCCUACUGUAUUCAAUUUGGUUUUUUUAAUGAAUAUUGAUUUAAGACUUGACUCACUUCCUGCUGUUGACUUUAUUAUAGACCCUCAUUAAUUCACAACAGUAGGCUACUUCAGGGACAUACAUAAAAUUGGAAUCUGAAACUCCUUUUUUUUCCAUUUGUCACUGAAGUGGACAUUAAUUUCAAAAUGCAUUUCUAAAACCUGGCACAAGAGGGCAACCUUUUGUAAAAUAUUCUAACUUUGACAAAAGUGUCAGUUGCUAUGUAGAGUGGCGCUUUCCUUCAUUUUCAGCAGACUGCAUUGCAAAAUCUUACACAUGAUCUACAAGAAUGGGGCCAAUUGAAUGCCUUCCCUACUGUAUUCAAUUUAUGUUUUUUUUUAAUGAAUAUUGAUUUUAAGACUUGAUUCACUAUAACUUAUUUUACCGGAAAUUACCUGCUGUUGACUUUAUUAUAGACCCUCAUUAAUUGGGCUACUUCAGGGACAUACAUAAAUUGGAAUCUGAAACUCUUUUUUUUUUCCAUUUGUCCCUGAAGUGGAUGUUAAUUUCAAAACGCAUUUCUAAAACCUGGCACAAGAGGGCAACGUUUUACAAAAUAUUCUAAAUUUGACAAAAGCGCCAGUUGCUAUGUAGAGUGGCGCUUUCUUCAUUUUCAGCAGACUGCAUUGCAAAAUCUUACACAUGAUCCACAAGAAUGGGGCCAAAUGAAUACCUUCCCUACUGUAUUCAAUUUAUGUUUUUUUUUUAAUGAAUAUUGAUUUAAGACUUGACUUACUAUACCGGGAAUGACCUGCUGUUGACUUUAUUAUAGACCCUCAUUAAUUCCCAACAGUAUGCUACUUCAGGGACAUACAUAAAAUUGGAAUCUGAAACUCCUUUUUUUUCCAUUUGUCACUGAAGUGGACGUUAAUUUCAAAAUGCAUUUCUAAAACCUGGCAACCUUUUGUAAAAUAUUCUAACUUUGACAAAAGCGUCAGUCGCUAUGUAGAGUGGCGCUUUCCUUCAUUUUCAGCAGACUGCAUUGCAAAAUCUUACACAUGAUCUACAAGAAUGGGGCCAAAUGAAUACCUUCCCUACUGUAUUCAAUUUAUGUUUUUUUUUUAAUAAACUUGACUCACUAUACCGGGAAUGACCUGCUGUUGACUUUAUUAUAGACCCUCAUUAAUUCCCAACAGUAGGCAACUUCAGGGAGAUGCAUAAAAUUGGAAUCUGAAACUUUUUUUUUGUCCUUGAAGUGGAUGUUAAUUUCAAAACGCAUUUCUAAAACCUGGCACUAGAGGGCAACGUUUUACAAAACAUUCUAACUUUCACAACAGCGUCAGUCGCUAUGUAGAGUGGCGCUUUCCUUCAUUUUCAGCAGACUGCAUUGCAAAAUCGUACACAUGAUCCACAAGAAUGGGGCCAAAUGAAUGCCUUCCCUACUGUAUUCCAUAUAUAAUGUUUUUUUGUUAAUAAACUUGACUCACUAUACCGGGAAUGACCUGCUGUUGACUUUAUUAUAGACCCUCAUUAAUUCCCAACAGUAGGCUACUUCAGGAACAUACAUAAAUUGGAAUCUAAAGCUCUUUUUUUUUUUUUUUUUCUUUUUCCAUUUGUCCCUAAAGUGGAUGUUGAUUUCAAAAUGCAUUUCUAAAACCUGGCACAAGAUGGCAACCUUUUGUAAAAUAUUCUAACUUUGACAAAAGUGUCAGUCGCUAUGUAGAGUGGCGCUUUCCUUCAUUUUCAGCAGACUGCAUUGCAAAAUCUUACGCACGAUCCACAAGAAUGGGGACAAAUUAAUACCUUCCUUACUGUAUUCAAUUUAUGUUUUUAUUUAAUUUUACCGGGAAUGACCUGCUGUUGACUUUAUUAUAGACCCUCAUUAAUUGACAACAGUAGGCUACUUCAGAGACAUAUACAUAAAUUGGAAACUGAAACUCCUUUUUUUCCAUUUGUCCCUGAAGUGGAUGUUAAUUUCAAAACGCAUUUCUAAAACCUGCCACAAGAGGGCAACCUUCUACAAAAUAU